AUGCCUGCUUUCUAUAUCUCCAUCAAUGACAAGAAGGACAAUGGUAUCAAAACCUCCAAGUACACCAUCAUCACCUUCCUACCCAUCAACCUGUUUGAGCAGUUCCAGAGAGUGGCUAAUGUGUAUUUCAUGGUGCUGCUGAUUCUGCAGUUAAUUCCAGCUAUCUCUUCUCUGUCCUGGUUCACGACCGUCGUUCCUCUAGUGCUGGUGGUGACCAUCACUGCGGUCAAGGAUGCCACGGAUGACUACUUUCGUCAUCGAAGUGACCGGCAAGUCAACAACCGACGGUCCAACAUUCUUAACGGUGGGAGUUUUCAGGCUGAGAAGUGGAUGAAUGUGCGUGUGGGUGACAUUAUCAAAUUGGAGAAUAACCAGCCUGUUGCGGCAGACAUGCUCCUCCUUUGCAGCAGUGAACCUCAUGGACUGUGUUACAUUGAGACCGCAGAGCUGGAUGGAGAGACAAACCUGAAAGUCCGCCAGGCUUUGACUGUCACCUCAGAUUUAAAAGAUUCCAUAAAGCUGGCAGACUUCAACGGCGAAGUCAAAUGUGAGCCAGCCAACAACAGACUGGAUAAGUUUGCUGGGACUUUAAUUUGGGGCGAUAAUAAAUAUCCCCUGGAUAAUGACAGGAUGUUGCUGCGAGGCUGUGUGCUCAGAAACACUGAAUGGUGUUUCGGACUUGUGAUUUUCACAGGGUCAGACACCAAGCUGAUGCAGAACAGUGGCAGAACUAAAUUCAAGAGAACCAGUGUUGAAAAGCUCCUGGACACACUGGUCAUAUGGAUCUUUGCUUUUCUGGCCUGUAUGGGACUAAUCUUGGCCAUCGGAAACACAGUUUGGGAAAAUUCUACAGGGACAAGCUUUCAAGUGUUCCUGCCGUCGCCGGAUGAGAUUCAUGAAAACGCUGUUUUUUCUGGCUUCCUCUCUUUCUGGUCAUAUGUCAUCAUCCUGAACACCGUUGUGCCCAUCUCUCUGUAUGUCAGUGUUGAAGUUCUGCGGCUCGGUCACAGUUACUUCAUCAACUGGGACGCACAGAUGUACCACGGUGCUACGAACACUCCGGCAGCGGCUCGAACAACCACGCUGAAUGAAGAGCUGGGUCAGGUGGAGUACGUCUUCUCAGACAAGACGGGAACUCUGACCCAGAAUGUCAUGGUCUUCAGCAAAUGCUCCGUAAAUGGACAAACAUAUGGUAAUAAGAAUACUGACAUGUUCUUCAGUCCUGCCGGUGAUGAAGGGUUUUUUGAUGAGCGUCUCCUUGAAGCUGUUCGGGAAGAGGAUCCUGAGGUUCAUCAGUUCUUCAGACUUCUGGCUUUGUGUCACACUGUCAUGCCGGAGGAGAGGAGCGAAGGAACUCUGGUGUAUCAAGCCCAGUCACCGGACGAGGGUGCGCUGGUUACUGUUGCGAGGAAUUUCGGUUUUGUGUUUCGGGCGAGGACUCCUGAAAGCAUCACUCUGAGUGAGAUGGGUCGAGCGGUUCACUACCAGAUGUUGGCCAUUCUGGACUUCAACAAUGUGCGCAAGAGAAUGAGUGUGAUAGUGAGAAACGAACAAGGGCUGUUGAAGUUGUACUGUAAAGGCGCCGACACUGUAAUAUUUGAGCGUUUAGAUCCCACGAGUGAAGAGCUUAUGCUCACCACCACAGAACAUCUCAAUGAGUUUGCUGCAGAAGGCCUUCGUACGUUGGCGCUGGCCUAUAAAGACCUUGAAGAAGAUGAUUUCAUAGUUUGGAUGGAGAAGUUUCAAACAGCCAAAACAGAAAUUGAGAACCGUGAGGAAAAGCUGGCGCUACUGUACGAGGAAGUUGAGCAGAACUUGAAGCUUUUAGGCGCUACAGCGAUUGAAGACAAACUUCAAGUUGGAGUCACUGAGACAAUCACCUGUCUGAAUCGAAUGGACAUCAAGAUCUGGGUUCUCACUGGAGACAAACUUGAGACAGCAGUGAACAUUGGCUACUCAUGCAACCUGCUGCGGGGGGACAUGAACGAGGUGUUUGUGAUCUCAGGAGCCACGCAGAUGGAGGUGCAGCAGCAGCUCAGGAGAGCUGGCGAGCAGAUCGCGGGUGUGAGUCCACUCAGUGCUGAAAAGACAAAUGAUCAUGAAGACAUCAUCGGAGAGUUUGCUUUGGUAAUAACCGGUCAAUGCCUGGCUCUGGCGCUGGACCCAGAGGUGGAGCAGCUGCUGCUGGGUGUGUCCUGUCUGUGCCAAACUGUCAUCUGCUGCCGUGUCACGCCACUGCAGAAGGCCCAGGUAGUGGAGCUGGUGAAGAAACACAAGCCAGUAGUCACCCUCGCUGUCGGGGACGGAGCCAAUGAUGUCAGCAUGAUAAAGACGGCUCACAUCGGAGUUGGCAUCAGUGGUCAGGAGGGAAUGCAGGCGGUCUUGGCCUCAGACUACUCUAUCGCUCAGUUUCGUUACCUGCGGCGGCUGUUGCUGGUGCACGGACGCUGGUCCUACUUCCGCAUGUGUAACUUCCUCUACUACUUCUUCUACAAGAACUUUGCUUUCACCUUGAUCCACUUCUGGUACGGCUUCUUCUGUGGCUUCUCUGCUCAGACAGUGUAUGAUCAGUGGUUUAUCACUCUUUUCAAUGUGGUCUACACAUCUUUGCCAGUACUGGCAAUAGGACUGUUUGACCAGGAUGUCAGCGAUGGAAGCGGUCUCAACAAUCCCACCUUGUACAAACCCGGGCAGCUCGGUCUCUUCUUUAACAAGCGGCAGUUCUGUCUGUGCCUGUUGCAGGGGACAGGAUGUUCUCUUCUGCUCUUCUUCAUUCCUUACGGUGCCUUUUGUCUGAUGGUGAGAGAUGACGGCUCCCCUUUGUCUGAUCAACAGACCUUUUCCAUCACCAUAGCAACAGUGCUGGUGAUUGCCGUGAAUGUACAGAUAGGCCUGGACACACAUUACUGGACGGCAGUCAACCAUGUCUUCAUAUGGGGCAGUCUGACUAUCUACUUUGCCCUUUUAUUUGCAAUGCAAUGUGAUGGCAUGUUUGGGAUUUUCACAAGUAAAUUCCCAUUUGUGGGAGCAGCACGAAAUAGCCUGUCAGAAGUGAGUGUGUGGCUGGUGAUCCUGUUGACCUCAGUGGCCUGUGUUGUACCGGGUUUAACGGUCAGCUUUCUGCGGGUCAGCGUAUACCCAACUCUCUGUGAUACGGUGCGUCAGGGACAACAAGCAGGAGGAAUGUCAGCAUCUCAGGAGCAGAGCCAGAGGAGCGUGAGCAGAACCAGCUCCCACCGCUCGGCCUAUGCCUUCGCCCACCAGCAAGGACACGGAGAACUGAUUAUGUCAGGAAUUAACAUGAAGAGAGGAGCUUCACAUGCAUCUAAGUCGAUGGAAAACAUGCUAAAACAAACUAACAAAGGGUAA
Synchiropus splendidus (mandarinfish) is the source of this 3369-nucleotide messenger RNA. RefSeq names its product ATPase phospholipid transporting 8B4 (gene atp8b4). The record is from RefSeq and is a predicted model, not a curated record. Gene Ontology annotation, biological process: phospholipid translocation; Golgi organization. Gene Ontology annotation, cellular component: plasma membrane. Lineage: Eukaryota; Metazoa; Chordata; Actinopteri; Syngnathiformes; Callionymidae. Bases 1 to 3369 code for a protein of 1122 amino acids. Gene Ontology annotation, molecular function: magnesium ion binding; ATP binding; ATPase-coupled intramembrane lipid carrier activity. The transcript has 26 exons.